This is a messenger RNA of Lodderomyces orthopsilosis Co 90-125, 1566 nucleotides long. RefSeq names its product RNA-binding GTPase. The transcript has a single exon. Gene Ontology annotation, cellular component: nucleolus. Lineage: Eukaryota; Fungi; Ascomycota; Pichiomycetes; Serinales; Debaryomycetaceae. The record is from RefSeq and is a predicted model, not a curated record. Gene Ontology annotation, molecular function: GTP binding. The coding region runs from base 1 to 1566 and encodes 521 amino acids.
AUGAGAGUAAAGAAGCCUACUUCGAAAAGAGUAACCACUCGUAUGAGAGAGGGUAUUAAAAAGAAGGCAGCGGCAAAAAGAAGAAAAGACAAGAAAAUAGCCAAGAAGGACGUCACCUGGAAAUCAAGACAUAGGAAGGACCCAGGUAUUCCAGCCAGUUUCCCAUACAAAGACCAAAUAAUAUCAGAAUUAGAGGAGAGUAGACGUUUGGAAAAGGAAAGAAAAGACGAACUCAAAUUACAGAAGCAAAGAGAGAAGGAAGAGGCAUUGGCUAGAGGUGAGGACGUUGAUGAUGAUGACAUGGAAGAGGAAGAUUUAGAUGAAGAGGAUGACGGAGCAAAUGGAUUAGCAGCAUUGUUAGAGUCAGCGCAAUCUGCUGCUAAGGAGUAUAAUGGUGAAGGAGACAACGAAGGCAAUGAUAUGAUUGAUUCCGACGAGGAUGUCGAGUAUGAAUUGAGCGAAGUUGAAGACGACGAGGAAGACCAAACCAGUUUGGAUAAAUCACGCAAAUCCUAUGACAAGAUAUUUAAGUCGGUAGUUGAAGCCUCUGAUGUUGUUUUAUAUGUCCUCGAUGCUAGAGAUCCCGAAUCCACCCGAUCAAAAAAGGUUGAACAAGCAGUAUUGCAAAGCCCUGGUAAGAGACUUAUUUUACUUUUAAAUAAGGUUGACUUGGUACCUACAGAAGCUUUAAAUCAAUGGCUAAACUUUUUGAACUCAUCAUUUCCAACAUUACCCAUCAAAGCAAGUCCUGGGGCAACAAAUGCAACUUCUUUUAACAAAAAAUUAACAGGAACUAUAACGUCAGAUUCUUUAAUGAAAGCAUUGAAGAGCUAUGCUAAUAAAUCUAACUUGAAAAGAUCAAUUAUUGUUGGUGUCAUUGGUUAUCCAAAUGUUGGUAAAUCCUCAAUAAUCAACGCGCUUACCAAGAGACACAACAAUAACUCCAGAGCAUGUCCUGUUGGAAAUCAAGCCGGUGUUACAACGUCAAUGAGAGAGGUAAAAAUUGACAACAAACUAAAGAUUUUGGAUUCUCCCGGUAUUGUUUUCCCUGAUGAGAUUAUAAAUUCUAAAAAGCAAUCGAAACAACAACAAAUGGCUAAAUUGGCAUUAUUAUCAGCUAUUCCACCGAAACUGAUUACUGAUCCAACUGGUGCUGUUAAAUUACUUUUGAAAAAGUUUUCACAAAACACAGAAAUGGCUGAAGGAUUGAAGAAGUAUUAUGAUUUACCACCAUUACCUUCGACUGAUUUAGAGGAAUUUGCCAAGCAUUUUUUGAUACAUGUUGCCAGAACCAAAGGAAGGUUAGGUAAAGGAGGUGUUCCUAAUUUAGAAGCUGCAGCAAUGUCUGUACUCAACGAUUGGAGAGAUGGUAGAGUUAUUGGAUGGACAUUACCCAAAGCGUCCAAACAGAGUGUAGCUGAUACCGAAGUGAACAUGGAUGGACCAAAGAGCUCUUUGCGUGGGGAAAAAGAGCCACCAAAGGUUGAACAAACUACAGUUGUUACAUCGUGGGCUAAGGAAUUCGACUUAGAUGGUUUAUUGGGAGAUAACUUUGGUCUUGAGUAG